AUGCAAAUUCCAUCAAAGAGCUCAGAAGAAGACAACACAUCAGCUCCGACAACAGGCCUGCUGAAAUGGAUCGAAGAUUACAAAAACAAAAUAAGACCUGAGGAAGAGCUUCAAGCUGAAGUUGACGAAUAUCUGAAGGAAUUUGAUGCAAAAGCUGAAACAGGAGACAAUCAAGCAGAUGACGAUGAAUGGACUGUGGUUGGAAAGAACGGAAAACAAGCAGGUUUCAAACAAAAAGAGUCUGUAGUAUCAAAACUUGAAGCAAAACUACUGAAAGAUCGUGAGAAACUGAUGCCUACUUUUUAUGCGAAUCAAGCACGAGAAUAUAAAAAACAACAUUUGAUCAAGCUGAAGAAGAAAUUUGCUGAAGAUAAGUCAAAAAUUGAGCAUAUAAAGAAACAUCGAAGAUUCAAACCUUUUUAA
Messenger RNA from Culicoides brevitarsis, 423 nucleotides. RefSeq names its product ribosomal RNA-processing protein 7 homolog A. NCBI's taxonomy places the organism in Eukaryota, Metazoa, Arthropoda, Insecta, Diptera, Ceratopogonidae. The record is from RefSeq and is a predicted model, not a curated record. Gene Ontology annotation, cellular component: UTP-C complex; CURI complex. The transcript has a single exon. Bases 1 to 423 code for a protein of 140 amino acids. Gene Ontology annotation, biological process: rRNA processing; ribosomal small subunit assembly.